This is a messenger RNA of Adineta steineri, 1488 nucleotides long. The record is from the annotation of a GenBank genome assembly. NCBI's taxonomy places the organism in Eukaryota, Metazoa, Rotifera, Eurotatoria, Adinetida, Adinetidae.
AUGACUUGUGAAAGUGAAUAUUCAUUUAUAUGUUUAUCUAGUAAAAAAGAGUAUCAUUGGUUAUGGAUCCUAUUACCUAUUAGUCUUCUGAUUGUUUUUCUUCUUUAUAUAUUUUCUCAUCCAAAUUAUGCAAGAUUAUCAUCAUAUACUUAUCAAUCAAUCAAUCCAACAAAAAAUUCCCUUAAUUUACGUCCACUAAAACAAGAAAAUGAUGUAUUUAAUCAACAAGUUAAAUAUUCAAUGCCUGAAGUAUCAUCGAAAUUUCUAUUUGAACAAUCGAAAGAAAGAAUAAUACCAAAGAAUAAUACUCGUGAAUUGAAUAAUCUAACUUCUUCUCCUGAACUGUUAGAUCAUCCAUCAAUUAAUAAUUCCAAUGAUGCUUCUAUUAAUCAAUGGAAUGAAUUACGUACACCUGUAUUAGCAAAUUAUCCGGAUCUAAUUGAUGCUGCAGAAGCACGUCGAAUACAUACGGAAUCAUAUUCUCGAAAUAAAGAUCAUCCAUUAUUAUCCGAUGAUAUUAUUAGAUUAAUUAAGAAAGGUUUCGGUGAAUCUGAUCCAUAUCCAACUAAGAAUAAUCUUGGACGAAUAUGGUUUUUUCUUGAAUAUAAUCCAUAUUUAAGACAAUUAUAUUUAACAAUUAUUAAAGCACGUUGUCUUCGUUCGAUGACAAAUUGUGAACCAACAACAUUUGUUCGAGCAGAAAUCUUACCGAAAUUAAAUCUUUCAUUUUCAACAGAUAUUAUUAAAGAAAAUUCUAAUCCAAAUUAUAUGACAGAAACAAUAUUUAAUAUAAAUCUUUCUGAAUUUUCAUAUAAUAUACUUAAAUUAACUGUACAUGAAGUUGAUAAAGAUGUUUUUCAUACACCUAUUGGUACUACAUAUUAUCCUCUUGAUCAUUUACUUAUUGCACAACGUGCAAAAGGACAUGCUGUAUGGAGAAAUUUGUUUCCUGAAUAUGGUGAUCCAUCAGCUAUUGGUCUUAUUCAAAUUCGUGCUACUGUUUUUUAUGAUGCUAAAAACGAUUGUUUAAAUAUCUAUGUUCAUUCAUUACGUGCAACAGGUGUUGUUAAACAAGCUUAUCAAGUUUAUGUACAUGCAUCAGUUGCUAUACAUGAUUCUCCUAUUAUACCUCAAGAACAUCUAGAAUCUUCUCAUAGUAAAUAUGGUCCAAUUGUUUCCUUGGAACAAUAUAAUGAUACAAUUUAUGAUCAAUUAUUUCGAUUUACGGUUUAUAAACAUGAAUUUAAUGAAAUGACUGUUGUCUUAGAUGUAUAUCGUCGUUCAUUAGGUGAAGAAUUUUUUAAUGAUAUUCUUCUUGGACGUACUGUAGUUGUUUCACCAGAAAUGUUAACAAAAAAUUUAAAUACUGAAAUACAAUCACCAUCAAAUAUAACAGAAGAAUCUCCAUUAAAUCCAGAUAAUGAAAAAAAAAUUGAACAGAAGAAAAAACAUAAAAAAAGAAAUAUAUCGAUUAAAUAUAAUAAAUGA